Messenger RNA from Macadamia integrifolia, 2256 nucleotides. RefSeq names its product LEAF RUST 10 DISEASE-RESISTANCE LOCUS RECEPTOR-LIKE PROTEIN KINASE-like 2.4. The record is from RefSeq and is a predicted model, not a curated record. Gene Ontology annotation, molecular function: polysaccharide binding; ATP binding; protein kinase activity. NCBI's taxonomy places the organism in Eukaryota, Viridiplantae, Streptophyta, Magnoliopsida, Proteales, Proteaceae. Gene Ontology annotation, biological process: protein phosphorylation. The transcript has 4 exons. The coding region runs from base 287 to 2230 and encodes 647 amino acids.
ACACCUCAACCCUUCUGUACCAGUUUGAUUCACACAAUAGUUUGUUCUUGUCCUUGCCGAAUAAAAAAUUCAGCAGUCAAAGUUCUUGAUUAAAUAUCUGAUUUCCUCGAACCUCACUGUUGAUUCAUACACACCAAACUACUCUUCCAUGGCAAUAGCUUGUUUUUCCUUUGUAGUUCUUAGUUAAUACCACUCCAGAACAAAAGAGCCAAAGCAAAAACUCACUUUGUACAGCCCACAAAGGAGUCCCUUUGUCAAGUUCUCCCGAAUCUCAUUUUUGUUCAACAUGACAAGGGCACCCUUUGCUUCUUCUUUUGCUGCUCUUGUUUUCUUCUUCUUCUGCUUCAUCGAUUUUCAAUCAGCCCAUGUCGCCGCCCAGAGAGAAGUGAACAAUUCUGCCUCUGCCACUGCCUCUUGCGGUGAUCUUCUCAAUAUCCAAUACCCAUUUCAGUUGAAAACUGAUCCCAACAAUAGCAGUACUCAAUUCCCUGAAUUCCAACUCAAUUGCGAAAACAAUCGAACUGUAGUGAAUCUGCAAUUCUGGAAACUGGAGUUAAACGAUGGCUAUUAUUUGUCCAAAUCAUUCUACACAAGAAAAUAUUUCGUGGAUGAAAUCUUAUACUCCAAGAAGCUUAUCCGAAUCGUCGAUCCUGGUUUAGAGAGAGGGAAUUGCUCUUCUCUGCCUCGUUUUUCUUCUUUCCCUAGUUACAGUAAUUCAUUCUACAACUUGGAAUCAAAUGAGAGUGGUAUCACAUUCGUGGGUUGUUCAUCACCAGUCAAGAAUGACACAGCUUACAUAUCUACCUCUCCUUACCUCAAUGGAACCUCCUCACGCCCAUAUUCUUAUGUCCUUCUUGAGAAGGAUCUCCGCCCAAACUGCAAAUUUGUAGGUAGUUCUCCCAGACCCGCAAAGAUAAUUCUGAACCACACGUACCCAGAAAUUCACCAGGCUUUGCUGUCUGGUUUUUACCUUCAUUGGGAAGAUCCUUCUGUCCCCCAUUCUUCUCAAGGUUUCUUAAAUGUCCUUGCAGUUAUGUUUCAUAUCAUACUCGUUGAACUCCCUCAGACUAUGAAAGGGAUAGGGUACGUCUUGUUAGGAAACAGAGUAGUUGGGAUAUUUUGCUUGUUAUCCUUUUUGAUCUACAAAUUACGCAGGAAACAUCUGUCAAUGGAUGACAGAAUUGAACAGUUCUUAACUAACUACAAGAAUCAUAUGCCAAUGAGGUAUUCAUAUUGGGAAAUUUGGAUGAUUACCAGACGUUUCAAAGAAAAAUUAGGCCAAGGAGGCUUCGGCUCUGUAUACAAAGGAGUGCUUCCGAAUGGCCAUCCAGUUGCAGUAAAGAUGUUGAGCAAGACUAAAGGUAAUGGGCAAGACUUCAUCAAUGAAGUUGCGACUAUUGGAAGGAUUCAUCACAUUAAUGUCGUGCAACUAAUUGGAUUCUGCGCAGAGGGAUCGAAGAGGGCUCUUCUAUAUGAAUACAUGCCUCAUGGAUCUCUGGAUAAGUAUAUAUUUGCUAAAGAUACUAAAAGCAACACUCUAAGCUGGGGCAAGUCGUAUGAGAUUGCCAUAGCUAUUGCUCGUGGGAUUGAAUAUCUACAUCGAGGUUGUGAUAUGCAGAUUUUACAUUUUGAUAUCAAGCCCCACAACAUUCUUCUUGAUGAGAACUUUACUCCAAAAGUUUCAGACUUUGGGCUUGCAAAAUUCUACCCAACUGAUGAUAGUAUUGUAUCUGUAACUGCUGUAAGAGGAACAAUAGGAUACAUGGCUCCUGAACUAUUUUUCAGAAAAUUUGGAGCAGUUUCAUAUAAAUCUGAUGUUUAUAGUUAUGGAAUGUUAUUGAUGGAAAUUGUUGGAAGAAGGAAAAAUGUCAACACACUGGUCGAUGACUCGAGCCAAAAUUACUUCCCUACAUGGAUAUAUGAUCAGUUGGAUCAAGACGAUGACUUCGAUUUGGGGACUGAAACAGAUGAUGAAAAGGAUAUAGUGAAGAAACUGAUUAUAGUUGCACUAUGGUGCAUACAAAUGAAGCCUAGCGAUCGUCCUUCAAUGAGCAAAGUUACAGAAAUGCUAGAGGGAAGUGUAGAACUUCUGCAUAUGCCACCCAAGCCCUGCUUAACAUCUCCAGAUCGGGAUCUUGAUGAAGCUCAUGAAGCUAUCUCAAAUUCUGCAUAUCCAGAAAUUUCUUGUGAAUCAAAUGCCUCUUAUAUCGACUCAUCAUCUCAAAUGUGAAUGUAUAAAAAUUUAUUGGAUGACAA